AUGAUGCGGCUGUGGCGCGCGGCGCUGCUGCGGGAGCUGCGGCUGCUCGGCCAGCCGGGGGCGGCCGGCGGCGGGCCCGGGCCCGGGCCCGGCUCCCGCUCCCGGCGUCUCCCGCCGCGGCUCGCCGCCCUGAGCGCCGGCCCCGCCGCCCGCCGCGGUCCGGGCCCGGCGCGGGGUCUGUGCACCCGCUCCGAGGGCGCCCUGGAGGAGCCGGGGAAGGGGGCCCAGCAGCCGGCGGCGCCCGGCGAGCCCCCCGCCGACGGCGGCCGCAACAACAACCACGGCGGCGGCGGCAAGGAGCUGGCCGGAGGCGGCGGCGGCGGCGGGGGGGAGAAUAAAGGGAAGCAAGGUCUCCUCCCUAGCUUGGAAGAUCUGCUCUUCUACACUAUUGCAGAAGGACAAGAGAAAAUACCAGUGCAUAAAUUCAUAACUGCACUCAAAUCUACAGGAUUACGUACGUCGGAUCCCAGGUUGAAAGAGUGCAUGGAUAUGUUAAGACUGACCCUUCAAACAACUUCUGACGGUGUUAUGCUGGACAAAGACCUCUUUAAAAAGUGUGUACAAAGUAACAUUGUAUUGCUUACUCAAGCUUUCAGAAGAAAGUUUGUCAUCCCAGAUUUUAUGUCAUUUACUUCACAUAUUGAUGAGCUAUAUGAAAGUGCUAAAAAACAAUCUGGAGGAAAGGUUGCUGACUAUAUUCCACAGCUGGCCAAGUUCAGCCCUGACUUGUGGGGUGUGUCACUUUGCACAGUGGAUGGGCAGAGGCAUUCUGUUGGAGAUACCAAAGUUCCUUUUUGUCUUCAGUCCUGUGUAAAGCCUUUGAAAUAUGCUAUUGCUGUUAAUGAUCUUGGCACAGAGUAUGUGCACAGAUAUGUUGGUAAAGAGCCUAGUGGAUUAAGAUUCAACAAAUUGUUCCUGAAUGAAGAUGACAAGCCUCAUAACCCUAUGGUGAACGCUGGAGCAAUUGUGGUCACAUCUUUAAUCAAGCAAGGAGCAAAUAAUGCAGAAAAAUUUGACUACGUUAUGCAAUUCAUGAAUAAAAUGGCUGGUAAUGAAUAUGUUGGAUUCAGUAAUGCUACGUUCCAGUCUGAAAGAGAGAGUGGAGAUAGAAACUUUGCAAUUGGCUAUUACUUGAAAGAGAAAAAGUGCUUUCCGGAAGGCACAGACAUGGUUGCUAUACUGGACUUUUAUUUUCAGCUUUGCUCAAUAGAAGUAACCUGUGAGUCAGCAAGUGUGAUGGCAGCAACUCUGGCUAACGGUGGCUUUUGCCCAAUCACUGGUGAAAGAGUACUCAGUCCUGAAGCAGUCCGGAAUACCUUGAGUUUAAUGCAUUCCUGUGGCAUGUAUGACUUCUCAGGGCAGUUUGCCUUCCAUGUGGGCCUUCCUGCAAAAUCUGGAGUUGCUGGUGGGAUUCUUCUGGUUGUUCCUAAUGUCAUGGGCUUAAUGUGCUGGUCACCUCCUUUGGACAAGAUGGGCAACAGUGUUAAAGGAAUUCACUUUUGUCAUGAUCUGGUUUCUCUGUGCAAUUUCCAUAAUUAUGAUAAUUUGAGACACUUUGCGAAAAAGCUCGAUCCUCGCCGAGAGGGUGGUGAUCAGCGGCAUUCCUUUGGACCAAUGGACUAUGAGAAUCUCCAGCAAGAACUUGCUUUAAAAGAAACAGUAUGGAAAAAAGUGUCACCCGAAUCAAACGAGGACAUCUCCAGAACCAUAGUGUAUAGAAUGGAAGGUCGGGGAGAGCAGAACUAAGUGAAUGGGUUCUAGUUUCAUUAAAUACUACAUUUAAAAAAGCCUCAAGCAUCUCUAGAUUCAACUUCAGUCUGAAUAUUGUUUGCCUGGUAUCUUCAUUUAUAUAUAAAUUUUGUGUAAAUUUGUAUGCUAUACCAAAAAUGCUGUCAGAGUUCGAGGAGAAAAGCACACGUAAGCAACGCCAACCAAACCUGUUAACUGACUUCUGUCUUUACUUAAAGCACAUUUACUUAUUAAAAAAAAAAUAGUAGAUCUGAAUGUUUUCAAAGAUAUACCUCCUGUGUAUAUCUGUGUAUUUUUGUUUAUAUCUGAGAAUUUUAAGUAAAUUAAUUGUAGAGCUAAGCAAGAGUUUAAGGUAUGUCCUCUGAUCAGGUUCAGCAUGUAAAGAUAGAAUUCUAAUUGAAAUAUAAAGUAAAAUACUGUCAGUAAACUCACGAAUCUCCAAAUAACUGUAUAUUAAGUGGUUCUGAGUCACGUUAUCACUUUAUUUUACUAAGAACUUUCAGUUUGCUUUGAGCAGAAAUGGAUCCCUCUGAUAUGUCAUGCUAGCAAAAACUAUGCUUUUUUAAAUUUGACCUUCAGUCAUAAUUAAUUCUAACAUGUAAAUAAAAGAGCAAAAUGGCUGGGGAAGACUGGGAGAGAGGGCAAAACAAAGCUUGCCUUGUUUGCAAGUUAACGAAUGUGGCAGAAAGAUUUCUCCCCAAACUAUUUUGAGUGUCUUGCUAGCUGCUUGUACUGCCUCUUGGUAGUUAUGACUCAGAAGUCUGCCUUAGUAAUAAUGCUGUGCUCCACCCCAGAGAGGAAUGUAAGCAAUCCUAGUUUUUGACUGGUAACCAGCCCAGUAGGGAGCAGGAAACGUGUUCAGAGUAAAGCAUUUUUUGUUAGAUAUUCCAACUGUUUACAAUUAACUUAUUUUUCAGCCGCUAAUGUGUGUGCAUGUUCAUAUAUGGGAUUAGAGGUAGCAUUUACUUCUACAUGAGCAAAUGUUCAUGAAGUUAUUAUUCAUAGCUCCUUUUUAAAGUGUUAGCCAGUUUGUACUGAAUGUCAGCUUGUAGAGAAUCAGGGCUUGCAUUCUUCUGCAGGAAACUGCAUCUCAAUCUAUGUAACAUGAUAAUUUGACUUGUUUUGAGGACGAUGUGCAAAUGGUGUAUGCAGGCUUUAGGCAGUGCUGGGCAGGGCACAGAGUUAAUAAGCCCUUGACACUUAGCUGUUCUGUGAGGUUCUGAAUGAUACUAAAAAUCAUAAGGAAAAGAAAACCGAACUGCCAACACAAACCUCUGUCUAUAAAAUAUCAUGUUUGCAAAGAAUUUGAUAUAUUCCCCCCCCCACAGCCCCCAAGCACACCUCAUGCAGGUGUUCCAGUUGUAAAACUGUGGAAAACCUGUCAGAGUGAUGAUAUGGAUAUUCCUUCAUCUAUGUCCAUUAAAGCUCAUUGAGGAUUUCAAGAGGUGUAGUGUGAUAGAUGAUUCCUGGCAACACCUCCCGCCCUUCUCCCUGCCCACUGCUCCCAUGUGUUGGUGAUCUGAAACUCCAAAAUGCAUUUGUGCAUCAGUUUUGCAUAAGGGGAGAGUCUCCCUGUCCCUUUUUGUCUCAUGUAGGUGUUAGUCAAGGAAGAUGCAGAAAGCAAAGCUUACUUUCUCUGAGAAAACAAGCUGUUUUUAAUUACGUUGUUUCGGUAUUGUUUGUCUUGCAUAAGCAUUUGAAAUAAUACUAGUAUUAAGCUCUGACCUAACCCUGAAUAAUCUUCCUCUAGCAGUACUUUGUAAAAGGAUGAGUUUCCUGUGUUUGAAGCCUCUGAAUUAAAAUAUUCGAGCAAAACAAUACUGAAAGCCACUAUUCAGUAAACAUCAAGUCCUAGUGGAUUAUGUGUGCAGAUGUCAGUAAUAAAUUGCUGAAUAUUAGCUAUUUUGUAAUUUAUCACUGAUGUUUGGCAUAGGUCUGUCAGUGCUUACCUUGAAAAUAAAGUGAGACAAGUAAAGGCGAAGUCUUGAAUUAUAAAAAUUUCUCAUCUGUUUGAGGACUUGUCUGUUGAAUAGCAGCUACAGAGAUGUAACAAGUAUUCAGAGUCUGCAAAACUGUGUUUGCCUGAAAUAUCCCCAAUUAGAAGGGGAUGGUAAUGUAUCUGUGCUGCUAACUAGAAGUACUUACAGUGAUUAUAUGUUGCUGAUUAAAUUACUGAUGUAAUUAAAAAAGGAUGUGUGAUGCAGGAUUUGCAGCUACUAAAAGUGUAUUUGGAGAUGGGAAAUCCACGUCUUUACCAUGUUUAUGUAUGUAAAUUGCAUACCAAAGCUUGUGGUAGAGGUGAGUCCUGCUUGAGAAAUUAAAAAAAAAAAAAAAAGAAAAAGAAACAAGGAGCUGAAUUGAUCUUCAGUAUGCAUCAUAUUUAGGGUACAGCUUACACAGCCUUUACUUUAGAUCUGUAUAUAUUCCGGUUCCGUAAUACACGCUUUUGAAGCCUGUCUCGGAAUUGAAGCCAGCCUCAAGUUUGGAGUGGCUAAGAGGAGACUCUUUUGGACCAAUUGUUCUGUAAGUUGCCUGCAAUUUGGUCUGAGCUGUCCACAGGUGGCCCUUUCUAAGGGCAACCUGCACAGAGAGUGAGCUGGGACCAUAGUUAGAUCUGCCCUGGCAGCUUGCCCACACCUGUACUGCUUGGUGAGUGGGCCUGAAAGAAUGUGGUGGUAGAGGCUAGUUCAUUGAAUGUCGAAGUCUGCAACGGUUUUAGUGUUCACCUGUGCUACAGUAAUAGCAAUUCUUGAUAUUCAAGCAUUUUAGCUGUUUGUUUGUUGUUCUUUGUCAGCAUCAUUAACAUUUCAUUAGAAAUGUAAAUGCUUUUGAAGUUUUAUUUUGGCAUUUGUGUUGUACCCUUUGGCUCGGUUGUUAAGUUCCCUGUCUCAUUUUCCAUUUUUCAUUUGCAUUGUAUGUUAUUUAUGUAUCUCAAUUUCUAGCAUGCUUAUUUUUGUAUUGUUUAAUAAAUUUAUUUUAAGCUGAUUUUAUUGUAUUUUUUUUUUUUUCACUCAAUGGAGAACAGGUCUGUUCAAACACGUUUUUGAGACUGAAGUGAGAUAGUGAGCACUCUGUUCUAAAAAGAGCUGAAGUUCUGGAAGGGUAAAUAGAGCAACCAGAUUUAAUUGGCCAGUGAAAACCUUCCUAAGAUCUCUCAAUUAAAUCAUUAGCAGACAUGCUUAUUUUUCUCUUUGUCUGAAAGUCAAACUCAUAGUAGCAAAACCUCACUGUGACUUUGAUAAAAAUGAGGUGCAGUAGGAUUAAGAGUGUGUGGUUUUGAAGAUAUUGAGUUGCUUGGAAAAUAGGCAGUCAAUGGUGCCAGUGCCAGAGCAGUAACUGUUGAUAUGGAGCACUACGAAGUAAAAAACAGAGCUUGUAAUAUUUCAUACGCAAGAAGGAAGGUGGUGGGUGUGUUUUUAAUGUAGAUGAUUCUGAGAUGAGACUCUUUCCAUAGAGGAAUCCCCAUGGUGGGGAUGGCCGUAGUUAUUCAUCAAGCUUUCCUGUACAUGGGCUUAUAAACAGCAGUUAUUUGUACUGCAUUUUUAAAAAUAAGCUGGAUCUUCAUUGUACAUUUAAAAAAAAAAGUUUAUUAUCAAAAAAUCGUGAAGACAAGGUUGAACAGCAGUAGGCACAAAGAGAACUACAGGUGACUUACUCUACACUUGUUUUUGUCUAUUACAAUUUGCAUUACAUUGUGCUUGUUUUGUCAAACAACCCGUGGGUGGGAGGAUGAAUGGAAAAUGGAAUGGAAAGAUGAGAGGGGGGAGGAGGGCAGAGGGAGAGGAACAAGAGUUUGGUUCUUCAAUUGUUUAUCCCUGUUAGUUGAUUCUCAUGGUUGUGAUACGUGUCACUGAUUGAGUUUCAGCAUUAUGUAUGUUUUGUUUUAGUAUCCUAAGCAUCGUUUGUAGGGUUUUACUGGAUGGGAUGGGUAAUGUACAGUCCCAUUUUUGUUUCAGGAACUUAAUUCCUUCUGUGUUGAUUAGUUUGUGGCAGUCCCAAUUAUUGCAUUGAGAGUCAAGUGUAUUUCCCAUUUGCUCCUUUCAGAGAAUGCUGAGUAUGGCAUUGAAGUGGCUUGUUUCCCUUUGCUUUUUGUGUAAGACAGUGGUAACUUUAUUGCUCUAUGUGGACUUCUGAUGUCAUUCAAAUACUUACCAUGUUCAAGUUUCUGGUCUUCAGCAUCACAGCUCUGCAUAUAGUUGAAUUAUUUCUGGAAAUAGGCGUGUGCUUUUUUUCUGUGCGCAGCAAGCCUUGCAUAACAGUUACAUCUGAAGCUACGGUUUUAAGUUCUAAAAUAGAAUUUGGGCUGGCAGAAAUGAUGGUGCCAAGUUCAGCACCAGUUGAAAUGCUUUAAAGCGUAACUAGGCAGUGAAGCCAAGGCAGAGGCAUGACGUAUGGUAAGGCUGCUGCAGUUAACUGGUUCAUGCCACAUUUUUGAAAAAGAACAAGAGCUAUGUUUAAACGUUGGCAGAAUAAUAGAGACCUUGUCACUUCAGCACUAAACCUGAUGAAACAGAGGUGGGUGAAAGACUUCAUAACAUUCUUCUACCCUCAAACAUGUCUCAGCCAGCCGUACUUAGGAUAUAUUUCAUUUAUGCAUAGGACGUGCAGCAAAGCAUAUUUGUUAUAAGGUAAUACAUGCCAUUCUAGAUGCUGCUCUGCCCUGAUGACCACCUAGCUGGCACACAGCUGGCGCUUUCUGUAGAUGUUUUCCUGAUAGCAGCUAUGCUUGCAGAAGUCAUAAGUUGUCUUCUGUCUAUCAUCUUUCCAGAUUUCUUCUAACCUCUGUAUCUGAUCAGCAAGGACAGGUCUUCUCAGGUUAAGUAGCACUGUUACUUAGUGAAUUAUAUGCAGUUGGUAGCAAUUCUCCUAGUAGAGAUCAGUGUAUGAUAAUUUCAUGGUUAUUUGGUCAGGCUUGGCAUAUACCAGGUGUAUUGGUAUAUUCUUGUAUUUGCGUUCCUGUGAACCUCUGCUUUGGUUUCCAACAUGGUGUUUUUUCAGGGAAAUUGCUUCAGUUAGAUUGCUCCAUAUACGUUUCUUGAAUAUUCUGAAAAUAGUGAAUCUGAAAAAGUAAUUGCUUUGAUAUAGGAUCAAAAGCAACUAUUAUUUUCAGAACUGUUUUUUCUUUGUCAGAUCCUUUAAUUGCGGAGUGCUAUCAAGAGGGCUAUUCUCUUGAAUUGUCAAACACCUGGUAUGCACAAUUUAAAGUAUUCACGUGAUUAUAAACCUUCUUGUGCACACCAUGAGUUGUGAGUUCAUCUUUAAAUGGUAUAUUUUCCUAAAUCAGGAUAAUUAUACUAAUACUUAUAUGGUACACUUAUAUAUAUGGCCACUAUAGCCCAGUAUUAUAACACUGGAAGUGAUUUAAGAAUUUAAGACUGUAAUUCAUUAAUUUUUCUGGUAAAAACAUAGCAGGCCAAAUGCAAACUCAGAAAUAAGUUAUUUGCUGAGGGACAGUGUGUUACUUUUAGGAUCACUUGUGAUCGCAGUAAUUACUAACAAAACAAUGAGUUGUGAACACAGAGCUGAGUGAUAGGAAGAGAUAAUGUCGCUUGCUUCCUGUUGAUGUGAUUCACUUACCCAACUUUUUCCUUGAGGCAGGCAGCUUUAUUGUUUGUCCAGGAAUUACUCAUUUAACAUCAACAUGGAUUUUUUGAAACUGAUAGACAUGGCUUUGGUUAUAAGAGCAGCUAUGGCUUUCAGUACAAUAAGUGCAUUUCACACUUGUUAAAGGACCUCUGUUUUAACCUUCGUGAGCAUGUAAUUGUUGAAGGACAACUGCUUAAUAUGUAGUUUUGGUCUGAGAAUAAACUGAAUAGUUGAGUAGAUUUUACCUAAUAAGCUGGUGGGCAGUAGUGAUUGUUCCCAACAGUAAUUGAGUUAAAAGCAUGGAGGUGAAAGAUCACUUCAAGAUAAUAAAUGCUACCAGACCAAGAAGAAAGAGGAUAAUGAAAAAAAUAAACUGGAAAUUAAAUAAGCUUUUUUAGGAACCUGUUACUGAUGUUUCAGAAGCAAUCCUUCCAAGAGUGGAGUGCAGACUUCUGGUAAGAAUGUCCCUGCUCUGAUGUCAGCCUGCAGGUUGGUGUCUGCCUCAUCCAUGUCAAGUUUGGCUGAAUGCCUUCAUCCUCUUUACUUUUGGAAUAAUUCCAGUUCCAGAUCUUGUAGUUUAGAGUAUAACUUCAUCCAUAAAUUGCAGAGUAUCUGCCGACAGGAAACCAGGAGCAUUGCUCUGCCCAUUGUGCAGCUAUUAGUUGUGGUCAGUAGGUCCUUGAAAGGGCAGACACUCUUUUGUCCUAUCUGCUUAAUACAGCUUGUGUCACUAAAGCCCUGGUCAGCACUUUGCUUUAUUCAUUUGGCUGUUGUUUAUUCCAGUCCUUUGGUCCCAAAGUUUGCAGAGUUAGUAAUGUCUGUAUCCUCUACUUCAAAGGCUCUUGUUUUUGCUCCUGCAUUCAGAAUCAGCUCAUCAGUGUUCAUUCCACUUGUUGAGAUUUCUGUGUUUAUUUUGUAUGCUUUUUGCUGCAGAAGUGUUUGCAGUGGAUGUUCUGUAAAAGGACUGAAAAGGGACUACAGAUCAGAUGACCUUAAGGAUUCCUACAAUUGUUUUUUGAAAGAUGUAUUAUUUUACCAUUUGGGUAUUUCCAAUCAUCAUAAUUUCAUUGGUGCUUAAAAACCUCAUGACCUCAGAGGAAAUCAAAGUCUUUGAGAGGGUCAUUUGUUUUUCUCCAUUAUAACUGGGGAGCUUUGAGCAUGGCAGAAGAUUCAAGUAUACCUACCCUAAAAGACUGAUGGUGACUGUGUUGUCUGCCUAAAACUGCAACUUUGAGCUUUGUCUUCUGACUUGAAGGAUGAAAGUCUGUAUGCCUCUUUAUGCCUUAAAUGUUUCACCUGAUCUGGUAAAAACUUCGUGUACAUGUUUGGCUCAUUCAUCCUUUGUCACACUGCUCAUUGCAAACAACCCAGCAGCACCAUCUUGCCUCACAAGGGCAGCAGUGAGGUUGGGUUUUCUGUUACUCCUCUUGUUGAGUUACAGUUCUCUGAAUUGCCUGUUUUGUUAUUUUUUCUGAUUUAGUUUUUGCUUAUUAGGUCUCUAGAAUUUCUGGUUUCUAUUGCGAUUUGAGUUUAUGAAUGUCUGUGAAUGGUGUUUUUUUUAUUAGCUGUUGGGAUUUGGAACCAAUCAACUUUUGCUCUUAAGUCCAGUGGAAGAUGAUUACAUUUUUUUUUUUUAUUUUAGGUUUUGCAAGUUUUGUCAGUGAUAAUGCUUAAUUCUGUUGUUUCCAAAAUAGGAAGUGUCAAUUCAUUGAUAGCAGAAGAAACCAGAAGUAGGGAUUGAACAUGACCAUGUUUGUCAUAAUCUAGUGAAGACAGUUUUUAUAUUCGAUUUGCUCCUUCUCCCAGUACUCUUCCCUUUCAAAACCAAUAUAGUUUUCUCCAAAGCAGAGCUCACAAAUACUGAAAAGCAUAGGACCUGUGCAAGUAAUUGUUAGUGAGUAGCACUUGAGAUAAGCUGCUGUUCUACCAUAGUUAAGUAUUUUCCCAGGCACGAGGAGGGAAGCUCUCCUGUUGCAUUGUCAUGUAAGCACUGAAGCAACAGGACUCUGUUUAGCACUCCUGUUACUGUUGAAAACUUUAGGAUCAUCCUUGAGCUGUUUGGUGGUAUCCAUAUCGGGGCAAUAUUGGCUAUAUUUAUCCUACUGUUUACUCUUAAUAUUCUACUCCACAGUUGUGUGAUAGGAUUCCUAUAGCCUUUUUUGCAGGAGUUAUCCUUCAGCUAGAGAUGGUUCUGUUCCUGGGAUCUUCUAACCCAAUCCUAAUGAAACACCUUUCAGAGCAGUUCUUCGAUGGCAAUUUGAUCAGCUAGAAGGGUGAAGCAGAGACAGUGGUCACUGUCAUCCCCAGCCCUCCUGCUGCCGUGCUUUGUGCCCCUGCUCUAAUGAUAGGGCACGUCUAAUGAUGGGCACACAGCAAGAGGAGGCUGCCCUGUGCACCCAGCACGUUUUUGUCACUCUGUUUCCUUUUCUUGAGAAAACUGAGUGGUGCCCUGCAUGGUGUGGAAGGGAUUCAAUUCACCUUCUAUUUGGCCUAUUUGCACUAACUGUGCAGCUCCCAUUCUGGAGUCAGCACUGGGCAAGGCUGGGUUCUUCUGCAGUUACAGUUUUGGAUAUUGGAGUGGGGAGCCAAGGAGCACUGCUGGCAGAGCAGCCCUGUGGGGUGCGUGCCUCAGCAGAGGAGUAGGGGGGUAAUGUUCUUCCUGAGAGCUUCACUGACGGUAAGUGGAUGUUUCACUUAACCUGGCAAGUUUUGGUUUAAUUAAAUGCAACUCUUAAUUCAUUUUAAACAGUCUUGUUAUUUAGGCACAUACCAGUUUGCUAGUACUUCUCAGUAGCCUUAGUAGAGCUAACAAGAAUUGGUAAUAAAUGUGCAAACCAGUGCAGUAACAGCUCAGAAAAGCCAGCUGAACAGACAGGUUUGGUAUUGUGCUGGUUUGUAGCGAGUCUCGUUUUUAGAUGCUUUUCAAUAUCUAGAUUAUAUGAAAGCCUGGGGAACAAAAGACUUCUACAGAGAUGGGCCAAAAAGAAAAAAAAAAAAAAAAUACUGUAAAAUAUCAUGCUGCUGUGCUUACCAUUUGCAUCUUUUUGUGCCAUUAUACUUUUGCCCUUUUUGACCUCCCUUGGGGGCUUGAUCUGUAGGAAGCGUGAAUGGCAGAAACUCACUUGAAACCAGUGGGUGAGUGGGUGGAAAUGAAAGAGGGAGGAAUGUCUCUGCUCAGGUGGGCUGCCCAUCUGCACCUUCAGCCUAAGCCUUUUUCAGUAGCUGUUUUAGCUUGAAGGAAUGAGUUAGAAGGUUGUUUUUUCUGGUGAGAAGUCUUUAAGGUAUACAUUUUGUUUGCUUUGAUGUUUCUUACACUGAACUGCAUGCGCAGCAUCUGCAGCAGGUACUGAAGCUGAGCUGCCUGCUGGCCUGUUUGCAUCUGAGCACUGCUGUGUCUGAAUUGAGCCCGAUCAAAACUUCAUCAAGCUCCUAAAGAAGCAAUGCCAGUAUCUACUUCUCUGUAUGAAAACUUAGAAGUCGGAAGGGGAAAAUUACCAGUUUUACUCAAAUAGAUUGAUUUUUACUUCAAGCUGUUUUAAAAGCUUAAUUGCAGUAAGAAAACAUUUGAAAGCAUACUAUGCGUUUUUUCUUUUUCUUUUUUUUUGUUACCAGCUUGAUAGGCAGUUUACAAAUAACUGACUUUCAGGCUGGUGUAGGUACUGCUGCUGAGUUAGCAGCGGUCAGCAAACAGCAGCACCUGUCUGAGGCCUGGCACGAGGACUGCCUGUGGCACCGUGUGUGUUUGGCUGUGGGAGCUGCCUGGCUCAGUUAAUUACAGGUGCUUGUUUUCUAAACUCAGUACGUGGGUCGUGCAGGCAGUGGUUCAGGCUGGCUCCAUUUGGGAGACUCUGAAAACCCCCUCCCUGGGGAAAGCUGCUGGUGCAGCUUGGGCUCUGACUCAUGACCAUGCUGAAGUCAGGGCAGUGUGCACCAUCUAGAGGGAGAGCUGAUGUACGAUGGGAGAGGAAAACAGGCCGCCUUGUUUUCCUGUGCUAAACUUGCAAAACACUGAAGAGUAAAUAUUUGCAGGUUCUAUUUUAGUGCUUUUUUUUUUUUUUUCAAAUGAGGUCAGAAAGCAAGGAUCAGUAAUGCAGAAAAUAGUCAGAAGUGUGUGUGUGUGGGUGGAGUGCUGGAGAAGAAAUGUGUUAUGGAAUUGCUGGCCUUGUUUGUAACUUCAGGUAUUUGUGUGGGUAACGUUAAAGUGUACGCAGUAAUUGGCUUGUGUAUCCUGCCACUAUUUAUAUUGUAAUGGAACAAAUACUUUCCCCAAGAAUUACAAUUUUCUGCUUUUUCAGUCUACAGAAGUGCUUCUGACAAACCUGCCUGGAGUGGGAUAUUUGUUUGUGGCUUAGUCUUAAUUUUUACUUCUAAAAACUGACUUCUUACCGUUUGGUAAUACUCUUGAUUUCAGGGGAAAGAGUGCAGAAGCUCAGCAGCAGAGCUGUUGGCUUUGUUUGGAAUUUCUUUUCCUACAAAGUACAGCUUAAUUCCUAUUAGAGAGUGGCAUAUUCAAGCAAAAGCACGCUUGUCUUUUAGACUUGACUGGGAUUUUCCACACAAGCUGUGGAGAUCUGUCCCCAGAGGUCAGAUUCCAGCUUACUGUAAAUGAGUUGCAGCUGUGAAAACGCUUAAAAUGAGCAGUCCUGUCUGUUGUCCUUAGGGUGAGUGUGCAGGGAGGGCAUUUCUCUGAGAUAUCUCAUGGUUGGUCUUUGUUCACUUUCAAAGCUGAAGCUUCAGAACCAGCUGGGGGCCGUUUCUGGCUGCCAGUGAGAAGCCCUGUCUGCAGUGAGGAUUGCAAUCCCAGCUUGUGGCAAGGCUGUGUUGCAGUUCAGUGUGGGAACCCGGGUGACCAAAGCGUUCAUAUGUGCUUCAGUUUCACUUCUGCUGUGUUUCUUACAGUUCGUAGCUGCUGUGUCAGAGUUGAUGUUGUAUUUUGGGUGUCAGGAAUGUUUUGCCACUGAUAAAUAAGCAUUGAGAGACCAUCAGCUCCCAGGAGAGCAGCAGGGCUUGCUCUGCAUGCCGGAUACCCCUUGGGAUGGGAUCAGCUUUAGGAGCAGCAGCAAAGUGCUGACGGCACUGAGCCCAGCUCCUCCUGGUUCUGGAGUCUGUGUGACUUCAGCUCACAUGAGCUCUUGGCUUCACGUGUCAGUUUGAAGGCUGGGACAGCAGGACGGUGCUCAGCAGGCGGGGCUCUCCCCAGCACGAGGCGUUAAUCUGUAGCUUAAGAUCUAUUUUUUGAAGCAGAUUGCUGAGCCGGUGCUGAGCAGCUUAGUGCUGCUGGGUGCUGCCUGGUGAAGGGCCCUGGGCAUGCUCCGACCUGGAGGCCUUCCCUUUCCCCACUGGCAGCUGGGUUGGGUUCCUCAGCACUGCGGCCAGCAGUAGGGCUGGGGCUGUGCGGCCUGUGGUGCUGUCGCAGAGAUCCUGGCCGAGGUGCUCUCAGGCACCACAGGAAAUUGAAGUCCAGAUUGAGUGACCUUUUUAGCAAAGAGCUCGUGGAAUUAAUCCAGCUCUGAGCUAAAUUAAUGUUUUCUGAAGGAUUUGUUGUGCCCCCAGGGGCAGCUGCCAAGCUCAGCCUCCGGCUGCCCGGCUCUGUCAGUAACAGCAGUGAGGAUAGGUGGCAGAGCUGUUGUGUGGGAUGGAGCCUAUCUGCGUGCAGUGAGUGCUUCUUGCCUCAGCCUUGAAGGGGUUCUCUGCUAACUGCCCUGAGAGGAAGGCUGAUGACGGGUGGCUUCCCCAUCUGGGUUGGGUUUGGGGCACAGCUCAGCCAAGAAGCACUGCUUCUUCAUCAGAUUUGUUCAUUUGGUACACUGAGAAAGUUUUACAAACCAACAAAUCAUUGUCCUUCCCUGAACUGUUUUGCCACUGUGUUUGCAGAAAAAUCUGGGAGGACAGUGUAUGUGCUGCCCUGGGCACCUGCUCUCCAAAGCCCCUGUGUGCUAUGGUGUGCUUCAGUGCUGAACGUGCCGUGUCCUCAAACCUUUUGGCAUGAUCACCUGGAAAGUGCUUCAGUGGCUGCAGUAGGAGCAGACUUGUUGCUCUCAUGCCCAUAUUUCCUGUCAGAGCCGUAUCUCACUUGCAUCAUGCUCUGGGAGUGUUAAUUUUUCCCUUUUUGGCCCAUCUUUAUCUGAAGUCUCUGUACCAAUAGUGCAGCUUCCUGUCUCAGAAUGCUUGCUUCCUUUAGCUUCAUCUCGGUGUGGUGGUUCAGACCCAACCAGCUGUGGUUUUCCUCUCCUCUCGUGCUGCUCACAUGCUCACUGCAGAGCUGAUGGUUAAAGGGACCUUGGAGGUCACUUGGCCAACCCUGCCUGAAUCAGCCAGCAUCGCAGAGAGUGGUGAAAACGCACACCUUGUUCUUGCAGAAACCUUUGGCAGAUCUGUUUUUGGGCACUGAUGUAUUUAGUCUUUGUUCCUGUGCAUGGCCAGUGCAGGACCAGCUUUCUGCUUUGCCCCUUGGCACUUAAGGCUGUUAGCAGCAGAAUUUCAUAGACUCCAUUCAAAAAGUUCUCUGGAAAACAGGGGAAUGGUGCCUAGAACUGCCGGUUCUUUUUAUGAAACAGGCUGAUGUGGUGUGCUUAAAACCAUCUAGUUCAUCCUUUUUGUCUUCUGUUAAAACUUGCUGAGUUACUGUGGCCAGGAUGUGUUGAAGUACGUAUGUGAGAGGGGGUUUGUAAUCUAAUGAUAACAUUUCUUACUGGGGUAUUUAGUGCAGCUGAGAAAAGGACGAUCUGCCUGAGCCUUCACCGAUGUCAUUGGAUCUGAAAAGAACCUGCCUUUGUCUGCCUCCAAACCUCACUGUGCUGCCAACAAUUCGUUGUGACAGAAUUGCUUGCAAUUGUUUGUCUUGCAGAGGGGCUUUCUUCAGAUAUAUGCAAGCGACAUCUGUAAUGUAAAGCAGAACCAUGAUCACCUCUGCUCUUCUGCCUGCAGAAAUCUCUCUUAACAUUUGGAGUCUGCUCUAAAACUCUUACUUUCCCAGAGCAGCUUGUCCUGAGAGGUGCUUUGGUUUGUGGAGUGUGCCAAGCAAUGCCCUCCAUCACUCAGCAUUCAGUAUGAAUAGGCAACGCAAGAGAGGAACACGGUUUGUCUAUUGAGCAAGGGUCCUUUUAAUUUUUUUUUUUUUUUGCACAAUA
Molecule: messenger RNA, 14465 nt
Organism: Phasianus colchicus (ring-necked pheasant)
Lineage: Eukaryota; Metazoa; Chordata; Aves; Galliformes; Phasianidae
Source: RefSeq, a predicted model, not a curated record